GUUCUGGGGACUCUUCGGUGUGUAUUAAUGCAUUGGGUUCUAGCAAAAGCGCUAAUUUCGGGUGAAAGUUGGCGCAGCUCGUCAAGCGAUUUUGGAAAAGUAACUCUUAGCGGAGCCCUACUGUUGAAAGUUCAGUGCCAAAGCUCUGAAGUGACUCCAGCCCACACCUCCUCGCUGGUGGCUUUAUGUUCAUUGCUUACCUGGACCUCCAAUCUCACCCUCAGCUUCCUGGGUGGGUGUCUGUGAAUUUAAGGGAGCAUUGUCAACACUGAGCCUUUGUCCUGAGCUAAGUAACACUGCUGUUUCCAGUGAUUUAGAAAGAGCUAAAGGAAGCAGCUUGGAUUAUUUGCAUCAUCUAGGGCAGUAUUAGGUGGGGAAAGAGGUGGACGUUGUGUGUGGCACAGAUCAAUGAACUGGGAAAAUGGCAAGUUGUGGCUUUUACCUACAGGUGUAGAUGUAAAGCCAAAAGACAGGUGGGCUAAGAUAAAUGUUGAUGUCAAAGCAGGACUUCAUGUGCAUUUUUGUCUUCCUUUCUUUCUUAAAACUGUUAAAAUUUAUUCUGGUUUAUAGGACAGCCAACCUAGAGCAAAUUUAUCAGGGUAGCCCAGCCUGAAAUUGGAAAUAAGUUGGAACUACGUUCCUGGAUGUUGAUGGAAAAACAAAGUAACACAUUAUUCUGGGAUGCUGGUCAAAAUAUUUGUCUUGGAGUUGCCAGUCCUGUAGAUAUGGGCUUUUCCUCCUGUGCCAGUCCAGGGCUGGUCCAGCCUGAGUAGCUGCAGUGCCAUGGUGGUGGCUCAGUGGUGCCUGUGCUCUGCAGCGGUGCUUCCCCCACAGCUUUGAUGUGUGCACCCUGAAACCUUUCCUGGCAACACGAGCCUCCCCGUGGAGUGAAUUCAAACCUCCUGCCAGCAGGAUUUGCUUUUCACUCUUAUCUGCCAUAGACCCCUUAGAAGUGGUUUGCAGCUCCUCAGGAUGUGUUGGUCACGGGUUAAAAAUCGCUGACCUGGACAGGUAUCUAAAUAAGUCUGGUUUGUUAACAUUGCUGGGCUUUAUUUUCCUGCAGUGUGGGUACCUAGUGCUACCUUAUUCGUAUCAUAUUAAUAUGCAGCUCAAAUAUGGUGAACAAGUGUUCUUAAGUGGUUUAUUUCCUUGCCAGUGACUUUCAGUGACGUAGACAGACACUUGAAUUUAGCCAGAAGGUAACAAUCAAAUAUGAAGAUGACUGGCAAACAUGCUUCUGCCAGAAAGUUAUUUGCUUAUGCCUUGGAAGAAGGGCAAGGGCAGAACCUGGGAUGAAGGGUAGGGGAAGUAAGAAUCCAAAGGCCAAUCUGGCUGUUGCUGCAUCCUCCAGCUCCUCCUGUGAUCUGGGAGUGGGUGCUGUGGUUUGCAGUGGGUCCAUCUCUUACCGUGCCAGAGCCUCUGGUUCUUCUGGGCUCUUGGUCCUUUCUGCUUCAGAAAUGGCUGAAAGGCUCCUGUGCCACUCACCAUCCACUCAGUGAAAUGAGAAAAAAGGAAAAAAAGAGCAUUUCAGCCUCCUUCCUCACCCCACUGCUCCUAACAAAGCACGUGAGGUACUUGUGACGAGGCUGAGUCUGAAGUCAGUCUGUUUCCAGACAGAUGGCAAUAACAAUAAUAACAAUAAUAAUGAUCAUAAACGAUUAUUUGUAGUAUGAGUAUGGCAUCCUAUAACUUUUUAAAAUGUUACACUCAGAGAUUUUUUAAUGUCUCCUUUUUUUUUUUGCACGUGAAAGUAGAAUUAAUCUUGGUUUCCUGGCCUGGGGAAUACUGCUGAUAGUGCUUAUCAAGAGGCACUGUUUUUUAACACCUCUUGAUAAGUAGUUGUACAGUAUAAUGGCAUUUUAGGAGCUAAUCUAGAAUAGCUUCAGAACUAUUUCUUAGGAGCUGUGAGAAGGACUAGGUUUUAUUUGUGGCUGCCUUUCAUGUAAAUAUUUGCACAGUCUCACGGAGUUCUCUGAAAUACUUGUGAUGUAUUACAAGUAUUACUUACCUUACUGCACAGGCACGCUGAGUAGAGCUCACCUCUGUUGAGAAGGUUUGUUGAAAGGCCAGGACACCGUAGGACCCUGAUUUUAAUGAGUUUGGGACAUUCAGUCAAUUUGUCUUUGAUCCUUGCCAGAGGACAAAUGGAGUAAAUUAAAAUCACUUUUUUUAACCAUCACAAUAAAAAUAUUCAGUGCCACCUCCUGAAGAAGUGUCAAGGAAAUCUUGUUAAUGAAAUGGGAUGAAAAAAUCUUAUUUAGCUCCUUUCCUUUUUCAUUCAUAACUGGAUUAUUUUUAACCUUUCUAUACUUCAUUUGCAAAUCAUGACAAUUUUUGUUACUGAUUGUUAAACAGGAAUCUUGACCAUGUUUCUUUCCUCUUGUCCAGGUGACAAGGCAGGAACUGUCCUGUGAAAUUGCUCUGUGAAAAGGUCAUAAAAAUGAAUCUGGAACUUCUUUGCUUGUUUUUCCCCUUUUUUUAUUUUAUUGCCCCACUAACCUUUCCUCCACACCAUUAUAUCAUGGUUAUAUUGUGCUCAUGGUUAUGUUGCUGAAACUUCCAGGUGGUCAUAAAAUGGUUGGGAAUUUAAAAAAAAAUGAAAUCAUGUUUCCUUUCUGCUGUCAUCAAUGCCAUAACAGGUUGGCUUGCCCUUCUUUAUGGUUGAGCUUUGCACUGAAAUUACUCCUUUGCUAUCUCAGUGAGUUGAGAUUGUUGGUUUGCUCGAUACAGGGAAUGAUUUGGAUGUGAUGCAGUGUGUUAGGGUCAUGUAGAAUGUCUGGAUGCUUUUAUGCUUCCUCCUUUUAGAGGGUGAGCUUCAUUCAUUUGGUUUUUGACUGUUCUGUCCCCUUACAUCUUUCUGUUUACAUGUGGUUGCUUUUACAUAGGUCUAACUGUGACUAGUUUUUUUUUGUUCUGGGGUUUCUUUUUCAACUGUUGAUAGCUAUCACAGAGCUUUGCAAACAGCUGAUGUUGUUUCUGUUUCAGGAAACAGCACAAAACGUGUACUGGAGCAAUAUGUAAAUGCAGGAAGCAAGCUGCUGCCAAUGGAACUCUGGUUUCCUUGGCCAGUUGAAUUCACAGUGUUGAACUGGGAUAUCUGGGGGCACUUAUUCCAUCCUAUUGACUUGGGCAUGGAAACAGCCUAUGGGGAUCUCUGUGUGAAAGCUUGUGGAAGCCAAUUAACAAUUACAACUGGCUGAGUGCUGAGGAAGUCCUGUCAUUUCUUGCUGGACAGCCAGGGUAAAAGGCAGCAGGUCUGGUGUCAUGACAAAAUCCUGCUUAGGCCUUCAGGGUUUCUUUGCCUUUCAUUCUGUCGGUUGCCUUUUUGGGAUGAUCUCCUGGCCAGCAAAGGACACAGGAGGUGUGAGGGGGCCAUGAGCUGUAGUGAGGCAAAAGCAGAGUCUCGUUUUUGCCCAGAAUUCACCAAAAUUCAGCGAGGGAUGUAGAAGCAGGUGGUGGUGAGGACCAUGUACAGCUGAGCAGCACAACUCUGUGCUUGGUGUUUCCUGUCCAGGGCACUGUUCCUGUUCCAGAGGAACUGUUCCUGUGGUACGGAGAAGGACAAGCCUUUGGAGGGCUGAGAGUCUGGAAAAGUCCAUUUUGGAUUAAAUAAGACAUCAUCAAAUGAAGUACAGACCAACUUCUGCUGCAACUUUUACUUAAAGACCUGAUUUGCAGAAAUCUGUAGAAAAACUUCUAAAACAUCCAGAAAGCUGUUGGAUUGAAUUUGUUUUGAACUAAUCUAAUACUUUUAUUUUUUUUGUAUUGUUGUUUGGCUGUGUUCCUUUUUUGUUUUAAUUUUGGACAGAUUUACUGGAAAUAGUGAUGCAUUUCUUUAAUCUUAGUGACCCAUGAUAGAACAUUAACAUGUUAAGGCAUAUGUAAGAAGCUCAGAUACUUCAAGUAUCAGCUGUGAGGCAACACAUUUUCCUUUAUUUUUCAGUGAACUGUGUCUCAGUGGUGGCUUUUUACUCUUUGUCUCUAAUGUCAUUAGAAACAGUGGCUUUAUUCCUGAGUUUUGAAAGAAAAACACACUCAGUUUUGGAGCUUUUGUGUUGCUGGGGGUCUAAAUGCUGGUUCUGCUCCAUCCAUACUGGAGGUUUUGAAAUUUAGGGGCUUGACUGUGUAGGACUGAUGGGUCCCUUUCAUUAUUGGGUGCAGUUUUGCUGGAAGGUGUUAACAAGCCAACCCUCAGGCCUCUGGUACCCUGUGACACCUUGAAGCCUGCUCCAUCCUCCCAGUUCCCUUGUCUGAGAUCUCCAGCUCCCUUUAGAGGACUCCUGAAGUUUGUUUUUUUUCAGAUGCACCCAGUAAAGCGCUAGAAUAGCUCAGCAGACAUCAGGAGGAAUGAGGGAAGGAGAGUUGUACAUUCCCACUGAACUUCUCUGCAUCAUCAGAGCGAGUUUAUGACACUUUUAAAUGGUCUAUUUAAAUUUGUCUGAGUGAGAGAAGGAGGAACAGAAACAUCCUCCUGUGAUUUAUUUGUCCCUAAGUCUGGGCAGAGCUGCACUUCCCAACUCCUGUGAAGAGCUGGGCAAGGAUGGAUGGGACAUAAAUCAAAGCAGAAGUCCUGGAGCCUUAGUCACCAGUCUGAUGGGCUUUCAGUUCACACUUUACUCCCUGACACUUGAAUUGUUUCUGUACUGUUGACAAAGGAAAAAAUGGCCUCUACUCUAGGCCCACCACCGCCGUACUACGAGAACAGGGGCUUCCAGCCAGAGCCCAUCUACGCUGCCAGGCAGGCAGCAGGUGCUAGUCCUUACCCACAGCUCUUCUCUCCAAGCGCUCCCUCCGUGCCAAGCUACGUCCCAAGGGUUGCCACCCACCAGUCCAGCAGGCCGGUAGCACCCCCACCCAGGAGAAGUUUCAUUUCAGGUCUAAGGAAAACCAUAAUCAUAUUAUUAUCUAUAUUAAUAGUCAUUUGUUGUGCAAUUGCUGCUUUCUUUAUCUGGUAUUUUGUAGAGAAUCACUGUCUCAGCUCCCUGAUCGAGUGUGGCUCCUCGGGGGUGUGCAUGUCCCCCUCCCAGUGGUGUGAUGGAGUGAGCGACUGCCCCAACGGGGAGGACGAGAUGCGCUGUGUUAGACUUUUUGGACCAAAUUUUAUCCUGGAAGUUUAUUCACCUGUCAGCAAAUCCUGGUAUCCUGUUUGCCAAGAUGGCUGGAAUGAUGAUUAUGGGAAGAUUGCAUGCAAAGACAUGGGCUACAGCGUGGAUACGUAUUUCCAGAGUCAAGGGGUAGUGCCUGAAGUCAGCUUUAAGAGCUACAUGAAGCUGAACAUAAGUGCUGGGAACAUAGACUUGUACAAAAAGCUGUACAGCAGUGGUUCCUGUGCCUCAGGAAAAGUGGUUUCUCUGCGCUGCAUAGAGUGUGGCCUGUCCAGCAAGAGCGUGAGCAUCAUGAACAGGAUCGUGGGUGGCAGCGGGGCCGUGCUGGGGCAGUGGCCGUGGCAGGUCAGCCUGCACGUGCAGGGCACCCACGUCUGCGGGGGCUCCAUCAUCACCCGCCACUGGAUUGUCACAGCAGCACACUGUGUGGAAGGGCGAUUUUCUGACCCACAGAGCUGGAGGGUUUAUGCUGGCAUUCUGAAUCAGGAUGAGAUGCUCUUUAGAAGUGGAUACAGAGUGCAACAAAUAAUUUCUCAUCCAGAUUAUGACACAGACUCUAAAGACAAUGAUGUUGCCCUUAUGAAGCUGGAGACACCACUGAGUUUUACUGAAACUGUGAGGCCAGUUUGUCUGCCCAAUCCAGGAAUGAUGUUCCAGCCUAACCAGCAGUGCUGGAUAUCAGGGUGGGGAGCAGAGUACCAAGGAGGUAAAACAUCAAAUAACUUGAAUUUCGUUGCGGUGCCCUUAAUAGAACGUUCGAGGUGUAAUUCUGUUUAUAUCUACAAUGGAAUGAUUCUGCCUACAAUGAUCUGUGCUGGAGACCUAGCAGGGGGAAUUGAUUCCUGUCAGGGUGACAGUGGAGGUCCUCUGGUGACCCAGCACCACUCUGUGUGGUGGCUGGUUGGAGAUACCAGCUGGGGCACUGGCUGUGCCACUCCCAACAAACCUGGAGUCUACGGGAACAUGACUGUGUUUACAGACUGGAUUUAUAAAAACAUGCAGGCAAACAGAUGACAACACUCUCCUUGCUCAUCGAUGUUCCUGAGGACAAGAAUUAAUGAAGCCAUGGGGGCCUGGGAUAUUUAUUCACUUUGCGGUUGAUUUCAUCUCUCCUCUUUGAUUUUUCUUUUUAAAAGUAACAUGAAGGAUUGCACACUUGGUUCUGUGCUGGCUACAGUGACGGAUCUUAAUCAGUGAAGGAUUAUCACAGUGAGCACCUUUCCUCUCCUUGUGGUGCCUGGCAGAGUCAUUCUGUGAACUGCUUGCUGAAAUUUCUCUCUUUUGUUGAGUAACUUUUGCUUGAUGAUCAGGCUUAUAAUGACAAUUUAAAUCACGAUUUAAUUUCAGAUUUUCCUAGCAGGAUGCUGAGACAGUUGGUUUAGUAGUUUUUAAAUUAAAUGUUAAGCAAUGUGAAUGUUGAAUCUCCGAGCUGCUGGUUGGCAAUUUAAAAGGAAAUGAAUGUUUUUUUUUAGUAUAGGAUUACAAAAUGGUUUGGGUUGGAAGGGACCUUAAGGAUCAUCCAGUUCCAACCCCUCUGCCAUGGGCAGGGACACCUCCCAGUAUCCCAGGUUGCUCAGAGCCCCAUCCAGCCUGGCAUUAAACACUUCCAGGGAUGGACCAUCCUCAGCUUCCCUGGGCAACCUGUUCCAGUGCCUCACUAUCCUCACAGGGAAGAAUUUCUUCCUAAAAUCUAAUGUAAAUGUGCCCUCUUUCAGUCUGAUGUCACUGCCCCUUGUCCUUUCACUCCAUGUCCUUGUCCAAAGUCCCUCUCCAGCUCUCUUGUAGGCCCACUGGAACUGGAAAAGGUGCUGAGGACUCCCCAGAGCCUUCUCCAGGCUGAACAACCCCAGCUCUCUCAGCCUGUCUCCAUAGCAGAGGUGCUCCAGCCCUUGGAGCUCCUUUGUGGCUCUGGACUCGCUCCAAGGGGUCCAUGUUGGAGAUCCCAGAGCUGGAUGCAGGAUUCCAGGUGGGGUCUCAGGAGAGUAGAGGGUGAGGGAUAUAUAUGAAGGGAACUUUUCAUGCACUACAGUCCAGGCACAGAAAAUAAAAUAAAUAUAUAUAUAUAUACUGUAUAUUCAGGUAGUUAAAAAUCCUCAGGAUCUCAACACAGCCGUCAACCAAAGCCAGGCUUUGCAGUCUGGCUGCCUCAGACCUUACAAAAAGUGCUGUUCUGCCUUAAGCUGCUCUGAACCCAAAGUGGGCACUUUGUGGAUGUGGGAUUUGGGCAGGGAUGUCCCAGAGCUGCAGCAGGAGCAGUCUCAGUGCUGAGGUCCCUGGCUGAGCACACUGAGGGUGACUCUGGAGCUGUCCCUGCUGUGAAAGGCAAAGGGCAGAUGUUUGCAGGCAGGCUGUGCUGCCCCUGGAGCUGCACACACACACACACACACACACACACAGACUGGGUGUUUUCUACAAGGAAACACAAAACUGCGUUUCUGCAGGACGAGAUGAACUACCUCAUUUGUUAAAUUUGGCUUCUGAUUCCUUACAGCUCUCCUUUACGUGUCUGCCUGAAUGUUUUUAGCAAAAUGUUAAUUCCAAUCCGAGUGCCACCUGAAUGAGGGUUUUGAAAAUAAUUUAUAAUCGUGGUAGAGGAUCAAAAAGCCAUAUCAAGUCACUUUGUUAAGAAGGAUAAAUCUUUAUUGAAUGAAAUUACUCCACUAGUCUUGUUUUCUCUUUUGGUACUGAAAUGCAAUUAUCUUACAUGUAAACACUGCACCAAAUAAAUUGUUUUCUUUUUUUUUUUUUU
Parus major (Great Tit) is the source of this 7854-nucleotide messenger RNA. RefSeq names its product transmembrane serine protease 2 (gene TMPRSS2). Gene Ontology annotation, cellular component: membrane. Gene Ontology annotation, molecular function: serine-type endopeptidase activity; protein binding. Lineage: Eukaryota; Metazoa; Chordata; Aves; Passeriformes; Paridae. The record is from RefSeq and is a predicted model, not a curated record. Bases 4662 to 6119 code for a protein of 485 amino acids. The transcript is spliced from 15 exons. Gene Ontology annotation, biological process: protein autoprocessing.